GGAAUGUUAGAAGGGUGAAUGUGGAGAACUGGAGGUUGGGGAUCUAAUUACUGGGCCAUAAUUGGGGGCUAGGGAAUAGGUUGCCGUCCUCUCAACUCGCUGCAGAUCAAUUAUGUUAAGAGAACAUCUGUAAGUAGAACUUAAUGAGGUCCAUUAGAGCAACAUGCGCUGCCUUCCCUAACGGUGCUUGUCAGCUUCUUGGAUGAGCUGGAGUGUGCUGCUAACUAGGGACCUGGUGAAGGUGCUUAAAUAGGCGAGGAGACGUGCGGGCCGGCUCAGGUCUGUUUUGCUUUGCUGCCAGAGAGGGAACGAGACUGCGAGCGAAGGAACAGCCGUCGUGGGGAGAAGGAGGGGAAUCUUUUUAAAGCGGGAGCGAGGAGGAGUUGCACCGAGGUGGGCUGCAUGUUUUUAACCCGCUCGCCUGGAACUUGACAAGGGAACCGGCUAUAUUUGAGCUACCAUCUCGUCUUAAUCGGCAACUUUUCCUCGGUAUACAAAUGCUCUCCGUCCAGCCGGACACCAAGCCAAAGGGCUGUGCCGGCUGCAACCGGAAAAUCAAGGACCGCUACCUUCUGAAGGCCUUGGACAAGUACUGGCACGAAGACUGCCUCAAGUGUGCCUGCUGCGACUGCCGACUCGGCGAGGUGGGCUCCACGCUGUACACCAAAGCCAACCUCAUCCUCUGUCGGAGGGACUACCUACGGUUGUUCGGUGUGACAGGGAACUGUGCGGCUUGCAGUAAACUCAUCCCAGCAUUCGAGAUGGUCAUGAGAGCCAAGGAGAACGUCUAUCACCUGGACUGCUUUGCCUGCCAGCUGUGUAACCAGAGAUGUGCUGAGCCUUUUAAAACUCAAAGGCUGUCUUGAAUCCAAAGCAUCUUACAGUCCAUUUACUACAAGGACGGUCCCGCUUAACCCCUCUAUCGUGUCUUGCUCAAGGGCAAAAUGGUGAUAGGGAAUCCCAGCAACUCUCCGGUUCAUGAAUCAAACCUUCUAGGGUUUGAAAAAUGACCUUCGGAUUAAAGCCCACCACCCUACCACUGAAAGACGGUUUGGGCAGAUGUUUUCUUAUCCAAAUUACAUCAGUGUGUUUACUACAAGUACAGUCUCCCUGGAGCAAGAAGUACAUUGCUCAAGGGCAAAACAGUGAUAUAGGGGAUAACUCUCCAGCACAUGAAUCGCCCUUCGGGGGUUUGAACCAGCAACCUUUGGAUUGCUGGCACAGUAAUAUUAAAGUAUUGAACCACAAUCAUUUGCAAAUUUUAGUGAUUCUUACCAAUAUCUCUGAACCAC
Messenger RNA from Sinocyclocheilus rhinocerous, 1292 nucleotides. RefSeq names its product LIM domain only protein 3-like. Gene Ontology annotation, biological process: positive regulation of transcription by RNA polymerase II. The coding region runs from base 498 to 866 and encodes 122 amino acids. The transcript is spliced from 4 exons. Gene Ontology annotation, cellular component: nucleus. Gene Ontology annotation, molecular function: DNA-binding transcription factor binding; transcription coactivator activity. Lineage: Eukaryota; Metazoa; Chordata; Actinopteri; Cypriniformes; Cyprinidae. The record is from RefSeq and is a predicted model, not a curated record.